Messenger RNA from Cuscuta campestris, 812 nucleotides. Lineage: Eukaryota; Viridiplantae; Streptophyta; Magnoliopsida; Solanales; Convolvulaceae. The record is from the annotation of a GenBank genome assembly.
GAUAGCAUUUGGGCGGGAAAAAACAUGAGGCAUAAUUAAGAAUAGGAGGAUAGCAUGCUCCCACUCACAAUUGCAGUUACUCACCCAAUCUCAUUUUCCUACACAGUAGAACUAUGGAUGAAACUCGGCAGUCAGUUGGGAGCUCUGGAAUGGUGUCACCUCUCUCAUUUUGCAGAGGAGAAGAGAAGGAAGAGAGCUCCGAUCUGACCCUCCUCUAUGCAGGUUCAAAGGGGGCAGCACGAAGUCUCCAGUCCAUGGACCCGCCUGGAGCUCAGUCCACUCCUCCCGUCAAAGAAGAUGAGUGGGACACUGAUGGAUUUGUGAUUCCAAGCUUGGGGAUCAUGGAUUCAGGAGAAAGUCAAACCGAUCCCUUAGAAGUCGUCAUGGAUUCUGAACAGUCAUCAUUUACUCAUUCAAAUGAAGAGAGUAUAUACCUCGGACCACAUGGAGCUCCUCGUCCUUUAGGACCAAGACAAUCAGAGUUGAACUCAAAGCAAAGUUUUAAGCACAAACUUAAGGAAGCUGAUAGAAGAUACAGCGGAAGUGGCCGUGAGAAUAAGGUGGAAAAUAUAAGAGCACUUGUGGGAGUUGGAACAAUGCCUCCUGCAUCCAAAAGCUCCUCCAAGGAUUGGCUAGAUCCCCAUUGCCGUGAAUCAGAGUUUGAAAGGAUUGAUCAUCAUUAAUUUGGUAAUCAUCAAACAAUCUUUAAGCUCAUUUUUUCCUCAACUUUCUUUUUUCGCUCUGGUAUUUGUUUAAUAAUAACCCUGUUGACCUUUCUUGGGAUAUUAACUGUACACAUGAGAAUGAUACUU